CUGGAAUUAUUUCAUGGCUCAGCAGACGAUCUCCUCACACAUCGCCGAAGACAAAGUUCUCAGGUCUUCGGGUUCGUUCGCUUGCCUGGAAGCCAUGGAUUCUCUCAUCAACGUGAACAAAAAUUUUGAUCUCUUUUGCUCGUUUUAUUUUCUCAUCCUUUGAAUGAAGUACGGUAAGACUCAGGAGUAUAUGUGGUGACUAUCAACGGACACGCCCAACUGCGCGCCCCGUCUCAAAUCGAUUAAAUGCACUGGAUCAGACUCUCUCGGACUGUCAAAUCAUAUUCUUUGAGGGACUGGAAGCAUCGAAUACUGAUCGUGAAGACGGGAGCAGUGCAAGUGCAAGCAUGGAGUCUGCAAAGAAUCCUACGAACACAAGAGCAGAGGGAAGUGCGAGCGACUUGCCCGCAGCUGUGGAGCUGCAAUAUCCAGGCUCUUUGUAUAAGAUUCCAGGGUCUCUCGGUGACCGUCACUCGAUCGAUUUGGAUUCUGAUCACCUCCAAAACGUCCUAGCCAGUCGGAGGAGCGUCCUGAGCACGAUGAGCGAGCACAGGCUCUCCAAGGGAACGGAUGAGCCUGGUGGGCCUCGUUCCAGUAUCGAAUAUUUUUGUGAAGCUGAAAGAGGACCUUUUUCAGAAGCCUGCCUAAAUAGAGAUCGACCACGAGUGGAUGAUACAAGAGUCUUAUCAAGGAUUCUUAACUUUGCAUGUCCGCGAUAUUCAUGGUAGAUGCGUUGGAUUAGUUUCAAGCUGGCCCUGGUUAGUCGGUCAUGAUCAUUUGAAGCGUCUGUAGUUGCAGAUUUUGAACUCUAAUUUCAUCGUAGUUCACAAUAUGAUAAUGUCUUGGUGUUAUAAUCUGUUGAUCUAUGACAUAGAGCACACGUUGGGAUAAAUAACGGAGAGAAAAUCCACGCAACUUGCAUAAUUUGGUUUCUUUCUACGGGAAGUGGCCUUCAUCGGCUAUACUUCAUGACUUGUCUUUUAUAGUGCGGAGUUGAGCUCACUGUGCUAAGCUUUCUAUUGUGAUCCAUGCUGUAAUAUAGAAGUUAUGAAGAUGCUUAGAAAUGAUACCAUUGUUCCCAGCCGAGACUCGGACAUGUUGUUUGUCAACCCUACAUAUUUACCAAGAUCCACAUAUUGUGUUCAUAUCCACAUAUUGUUCUUGUA
Molecule: messenger RNA, 1166 nt
Organism: Marchantia polymorpha subsp. ruderalis
Lineage: Eukaryota; Viridiplantae; Streptophyta; Marchantiopsida; Marchantiales; Marchantiaceae
Source: the annotation of a GenBank genome assembly